Acanthamoeba castellanii str. Neff is the source of this 5151-nucleotide messenger RNA. Its product is annotated as clathrin heavy chain, putative. The coding region runs from base 1 to 5151 and encodes 1716 amino acids. Gene Ontology annotation, biological process: intracellular protein transport; receptor-mediated endocytosis. NCBI's taxonomy places the organism in Eukaryota, Discosea, Longamoebia, Acanthamoebidae. Gene Ontology annotation, cellular component: clathrin coat of trans-Golgi network vesicle; clathrin complex; clathrin coat of coated pit. The record is from RefSeq and is a predicted model, not a curated record. Gene Ontology annotation, molecular function: clathrin light chain binding; structural molecule activity. The transcript has 14 exons.
AUGUCGGCUCUUCCCAUUCAGUUCAAGGAGAUUGCCCAGUUGGGCACCUUUGGGAUCAAUCCCCAGUCCAUCGGGUUCGCUACGCUGACCAUGGAGUCGGAGAAGUACAUCUGCGUCCGCGAUCAAGUGGGCGAAGAGCGUAACGUGGUCAUCAUUGACCUUCAGAACCCCUCCAAUGUCGUGCGGCGACCCAUCGCUGCCGAUUCGGCCCUCAUGAACCCCGUGCACAACAUCCUCGCAUUGAAAGACACGCAAAAUCUCCAGAUUUUCAACAUCGGCGAGCGUGCUAAGGUGAACGACUGUGUCAUGAGCGAGCCCGUUGAAUUCUGGAAGUGGAUUUCCGACUCCAAGCUCGCCCUGGUCACUGCCACUUCCGUCUAUCACUGGUCGAUGAAUGACAAUGCCAAGCCGCAGAAGAUCUUCGCGCGCCACCAGUCGCUUGCAGGAACACAGAUCAUCAACUACCGCGUCGAUGCCGCCGAGAAGUGGUGCGCUGUGAUCGGUAUCACGAGGAAGGACGACCGCAUCGCCGGCGCCAUGCAGCUCUACUCCGUCGACCGCAAGGUGAGCCAGGCGCUCGAGGGCCACGCGGCUGCGUUCUGCGACUACCGCACGGAGGGCUCGACGCGCAACUCAACCCUCUUCUGCUUCGCUUCUCGCACCGCGGCGUCGUCGAAGCUGUACAUCCUCGAGGUGGGCCAGACGGGCGAGGGCGGCGGUUUCGAGAAGAAGCAGACGGACAUUUACUUCCCCGCCGAGGCCGCACAGGACUUCCCCGUGGCGAUGCAGGUGAGCGACAAGUACUCUGUGGUGUACAUGAUCACCAAGUUCGGCUACAUCCACAUCUUCGACGUCAACACCGGCAAGCUCCUCUACAUGAACCGCAUCUCGGCCGAGACCAUCUUCGUUACCGCCCCGCAGGCCUCCACCGGCGGCAUCAUCGGCGUCAACCGGAAGGGCCAGGUGCUCUCCGUCACCGUCGACGAGAACACCAUCGUUCCCUACAUCUGCACCCAGCUCAACGACUACGAUCUCGCCAUCAAGUUCGCCUCCAAGAACAACUUGCGCGGCGCCGAGGAGCUCGUCACUGCUCAGUUCAACCAACUGUUCCAGCAGGGCCGCUACAAGGAGGCUGCCAAGGUCUGCGCCGAGUCUCCCCAGGGCAUGCUCCGGUCCACCCAGACCAUCCAGAUGUUCUCCCGAUUGCCCGGUGCUCCCGGCCAGCCCUCGCCGCUGCUUCAGUACUUCUCCGUGCUGCUCGAGAAGGGCAAGCUCAACAAGGUCGAGUCGCUCGAGCUCUCGCGCCCCGUGCUCCAGCAGGGUCGCAAGGAGCUCCUCCAGAACUGGCUCAAGGAGGAGAAGCUCGACUGCAGCGAGGAGCUCGGUGACCUGGUCCGCCCGUACGACCUCAACCUGGCCCUGUCGAUCUACUACCUGGCCGACUCCAAGGACAAGGUGGUCCAGUGCCUCGCCGACAGCGGGCAGUACGAGCGCAUCCUCCUCUACUCCGAGAAGACCGGCUACUCGCCGGACUUCAUGUACAUCCUGAACGGCCUCGUCCAGACCAACCCUCAGGGUGCCGCCAACUUCGCCGCCAAGCUGCUCUCCGGUCCCCAGGCCUCCAAGAUCGACGUCAACCAGGUCGUUGAUCUGUUCCUGCACCGGAACAUGGUUCAGGAGACUACGUCGCUGCUGCUGGAUGUCCUCAAGGGCAACAAGCCCGAGGAGGGACCGCUUCAGACCCGUCUCCUGGAGGUCAACCUGAUGCAGGCGCCUCAGGUGGCUGACGCCAUCAUGGGUUACGAGAUGCUCACCCACUACAACAAGCCCUACAUCGCCCAGCUCUGCGAGAAGGCUGGCCUGUACCAGCGGGCGCUGGAGCACUACACCAACAUCGCCGACAUCAAGAGGGUCAUGCUCAACACCCAUGCCAUCAACCCGGAGUUCCUGGUGAACUACUUCGGCCAGCUCUCGGUUGAGGACAGCGUUGAUUGCCUGAAGGAGCUGAUGCGGGUCAACCCCCGACAGAACCUGCAGACCGUCGUCGCCGUUGCCACCAAGUACUCCGACCAGCUCACCGCCUCGGCCUUGAUCGACCUCUUCGAGUCGUGCAACAGCUUCGAUGGCCUCUACCACUACCUCGGCGCAGUCGUGUCCUACUCUCAGGACCCCGAGGUGCACUUCAAGUACAUCGAGGCCGCCGUCAAGAUGAACGCCCUUCGCGACGUCGAGCGCAUCUGCCGAGAGAGCAACUACUACGAUCCCAAGAAAGUCCGCGAUUUCCUCAAGGAGGCCCGCCUUCCCGACCAGCUGCCCCUCAUCAUCGUGUGCGACCGCUUCGACUUCGUUGAGGAGCUCACCCGCUACCUCUACGCCAACAGCAUGCUUCAGUACAUCGAGGCCUACGUGCAGAAGAUCAACCCGAUCAACACCCCUGCCGUUGUCGGUGCUCUCCUCGAUGUCGACUGCGGCGAGGAGUACAUCCAGAAGCUCAUCAUGUCCGUGAGGAACUUGUGCCCUGUCGAUGACCUCGUUGCGGCUAUCGAGAAGCGCAACCGCCUGAAGCUCCUGCUCCCCUGGCUCGAGGCCCGCGUUGCUGAGGGCAACCAGGAGCCGGCCACACACAACGCCCUGGCCAAGAUCUACAUCGACCUCAACAGGGAGCCCGAGAAGUUCCUCAACACCAACACCUUCUACGACAGCCGUGUUGUCGGCAAGUACUGCGAGAACCGCGACCCCCACCUGGCCUUCCUCAUCUACAAGCGAGGGCUUUGCGAUGAUGAGCUGGUGGCGGUCACCAACAAGAACUCGCUGUUCAAGAGCCAGGCCCGCUAUCUCGUGGAGAGGCAGAGCCAGGACCUGUGGCUCAAGGUGUUGGACGACAACAACGAGUUCCGCCAGGCCGUGCUCGACCAGGUCGUGCAGACUGCCCUCCCCGAGAGCAAGAACCCCGACGAGGUUUCGUCCGCGGUGAAGGCUCUCAUGAACGCCGACAUGCCCAACGAGCUCAUCGGGCUGCUCGAGAAGAUCGUACUGGAGCCCUCGGACUUCAGCAACAACAAGAACCUCCAGAACCUCCUGAUUCUCACCGCCAUCAAGGCCGACAGCUCGCGGGUGAUGGAGUACGUGAACCGCCUGGAGAACUUCGACGGACCCGACAUCGCCACCAUCGCCGAGGGUGCUCAGCUCUUCGACGAGGCCGUCGCCAUCUACAAGAAGUUCAAGCUCCACCCGCAGGCCAUCACCGUCCUCUUGAACUCCCUCAACGACCUCGAGGCUGCCGUGUCCUUCGCCAGCCAGGUCAACGAGCCGGAGGUCUACUCUCUCCUCGCCAAGGCGCAGCUCCAGAACAACCUCGUGACCGAAGCCAUCGAGUCUUACAUCAAGGCCAACGACCCCGAGAACUACGUCGAUGUCAUCGUCGCCUCUGAGAGGGAGCAGCUCUGGGAUCCGCUCGUCAAGUUCCUCCAGAUGUGCAGGAAGAAGGUGAAGGAGGCUCAUAUUGAGUCUGAGCUGAUCUACGCCCUCGCCAAGGUCAACAGACUUGCCGAGCUCGAGGAGUUCAUUUCCGGCCCCAACUGUGCCCAGAUCCAAUUGAUUGGUGACAGGUGCUUCGAGGAAGGGAUGUACGAGGCGGCCAAGCUGCUGUUCAGCAACAUUCACAACCACGCUCGCCUGGCCACUACCCUGGUCAAGCUGCAGCAGUACUCGUCCGCGGUGGAGGCUGCCCGUAAGGCCGGCAGCACCAAGACCUGGAAGGAGGUCAACCUCCACCUCAUCGAGGUCAAGGAGUUCCGUCUGGCUCAGAUCUGCGCCCUCCACAUCGUCAUCCACGGUGAUGAGCUGGACGAGCUCGUCUGGCGAUACGAAAGCAGGGGCUACUUCGAGGAGAUAAUCUCCGUCCUCACCUCGAGCCUCGGCCUUGAUCGCGCUCACAAGGCGAUGUUCACCGAGUUGGCGAUUCUGUACUCCAAGUACAAGCCCGAGAAGCUGCAGGAGCACCUCGAGCUGUUCCCCGACCGCAUCAGCUUGCCCAAGGUCAUCCGUUGGUGCCAGACCAACGCUCAGUGGAAGGAGCUCACCUACCUGUACAAAGCCAGCAACGAGCACGAGAAUGCUGCGAUGACCAUGAUCAACCACCCCGUCGAGGCCUGGGACCACAACGAGUUCAAGAGCAUCAUCGCCAAGGUCAACAACCUCGACACCACCUACAAGGCUGUUCGCUUCUACCUCUCCGAGCACCCGCUGCUGGCCAACGAUCUGCUCCAUGUCGUCAGCGCCAAGGUGGACCACACCAAGGUGGUGUCCGUCGCUCGCGAGAUGAACCUCCUUGCCCUCAUCAAGCCCUACCUCACCUCCGUGCAAGCCGAGAAUGUGGCGGCCGUCAACGAAGCCCUCAACGAACUGUACAUUGAAGAGGAGGACUACGACUCUCUCAAGCAUUCGAUUGAGACCCACGACAAGCUGAACCACCUCGCCCUCGCCCGCACGCUGGAGAAGCACGAGCUGCUCGAGUUCCGCCGGAUCGCCGCUCAGCUCUACAAGCAGAACUCCGAGUGGCAGAAGUCGGUGGAGCUCAGCAAGUCCGACGACCUGUUCAAGGACGCCAUGCAGACCGCCGCUGAUUCCGGCAACGCCGACGUCGUUGAGGAGCUGCUCAGGUUCUUCGUCGAGAAGGGCGAUGCCGAGUGCUUCGCCGCCUGCCUCUACACGUGCUACGACUUUGUCAAGCCCGACGUCGUGCUCGAGCUCGCCUGGAAGCACAGCCUCACCGACUACGCCAUGCCCUACCUCAUCCAGGCCAUCCGCGAGUACACCACCAAGGUCGACCAGCUCGUCGAGGCCGCCAAGCCCAAGAAGGACGACAAGAAGCCCGAGGACCAGGCCGCCGUCAACUUCCCCGGCGUCGUGGGCGCCGAGUUUUACCCGCCCGCCGGCAUGGUGCCCAUGAUGACCGGCGCCGGCCAGGUGACCAUGAUCCCCACCGCCUUCACGGGCAUGCCCGGCACCGUGCCCACCAUGCACCCCUCCAUGACCGGCAUCCCGCCCGGCUCCGGCAGUUUUCCCUUUGCCCGCCCCGCCAUGCCCGGCCCGCACCACCCGCACCCUCUCUCCUCCGUCCACCACCCGCCCGCUCCCUUCUCCCAGUAG